AUGUAUGAAUCAUAUGUUUUAAAAAGAGGAUGCAUGUAGCGUGCCAUUUGAUGCAAGUGAUUUGAAAAAAGGCAAUAACUUGUUUAAAUUCAAUCGAAGUUCCAAUGGACAAAAAAUCAAGUGAAUAUAAUUCACUACACACCCUAAUGGCUGGGGGAGUAGCUGGUAUUGUUGUGGAUAUUGCUUUAUUUCCCAUUGAUACUGUUAAGACACGAUUGCAAAGUGAAUUGGGUUUUUGGCGGUCUGGUGGGUUUCGUGGAAUAUACAAAGGCUUAGCACCAGCUGCGGCAGGUAGUGCGCCUACAGCGGCUUUAUUCUUUUGUACUUAUGAGGGUUUAAAGAGUAAUUUAAGUAGAAUUACUAGCACACACAAUUCACCGUAUGUGCACAUGUUAUCUGCUUCUACAGCAGAAGUUUUGGCUUGUCUAAUACGGGUCCCAGUUGAAAUUGCAAAACAACGGCGCCAGGCCUUAAGUAAUAAACAAAAUUCAGCGCUUCUAAUUCUUUGGAAUGCAUACAAAAAAGAAGGUCUACGUAAAGGUCUCUAUCGUGGCUUUGGUUCAACAAUAACACGUGAAAUACCAUUUAGUUUAAUACAAUUUCCUCUAUGGGAAUAUUUUAAAUCAAAUUGGACGAAUUGCACUGGCCUUGCCUCGACUCCAUUUACUGUAGCACUUUGUGGAGCAUUGGCUGGUGGUAUUGCUGCAGCCAUUACAACACCACUCGAUGUUGUUAAAACACGCAUAAUGCUAGCAGAACAAGGUAGUGCUGCAGUUAAAUUAAACAUUUUACGCUUAUUAAGAAAUAUACACCGUGAAAGGGGUAUUUCAGGGCUAUUUGCAGGCAUCGUGCCUAGAGUACUGUGGAUUACUUUAGGCGGUGCGUUUUUCUUUGGUUUCUAUGAUUUAACCACAAGAGUACUUGAUACCAACUCACCUCCGCAUAACAAUAUUUAAAAAUAUUUAAAAAAAAAACAAAUUGUUAUAUGUUCAU
Messenger RNA from Teleopsis dalmanni, 993 nucleotides. RefSeq names its product S-adenosylmethionine mitochondrial carrier protein homolog. Gene Ontology annotation, biological process: transmembrane transport. The transcript has 5 exons. The coding region runs from base 105 to 956 and encodes 283 amino acids. Gene Ontology annotation, cellular component: mitochondrial inner membrane. NCBI's taxonomy places the organism in Eukaryota, Metazoa, Arthropoda, Insecta, Diptera, Diopsidae. The record is from RefSeq and is a predicted model, not a curated record. Gene Ontology annotation, molecular function: S-adenosyl-L-methionine transmembrane transporter activity.